UGUUUAAACGGUAUUUAAAUUUUGAUUCUAAUAUUUAAUUUCACCACUAAUUGAGACAUCAAAGGGAUACUUUGCAUGAAACACAAAUUAAAUUUAAGAAUUUUUGGCAGUUAAUAUCUUUGAAAUAAAACAUUUAAAAAAACAAAAUUAGAAACUGAAUAACUGAGUUCAUUUGUGCAUACUGACAACAAAGUGUACGCGGUAUUUGUAGUGGAAAUAUAUUCACAUUCAUUUAUCUGCUUGAAAACAGUACCCGUGUAGAAAUAUAUAAAUUCAAGGACUAUGUGUGGUUCUGGGAAAGUAAGAAGUGUCAAUAUCAUUCAGGAAGGAUAUGGCACAUAUGAUAUACAGAAUAAAAGUUGUUGCUGCUUUGUUAACGCUGCAUAUAAUCGCAUUUGGAAUUAUAGUUCAACGUAAUUCAAUGGUUUUGGACAGGCCAAGGAGUAGAUUUGACGCAACAGUUUCAAGAUACCAGUUUCAACCAUCGCAAAAACUACCUACACCCUUACUUACGUCAUCAAGAACGCGUUGGAUUAUUAUGUCUUUAGCUGUGUCCACAAUGAUGUCGAGGGGAUAUGAAUUCUGUCUACCUAUAGUCGUAGCUGCUUGGAAACAGAUAGGAUGGCACUCACUGAUAUUUGUUGUUGAAAGUUCAAAUGUAUGGAAUACAUCGACAGUACUGAAACUUGUAAGAGACCAAACCUUAGAUAUAGACCCUACCGCCCGAUUUGUCAGGAUACCAGUGAGUCAUAACCCUGUGUCUUUUGCUCAGGUAUCUCGGUUGUUUGCUAUUUUGUUCGCACCAUGGAUAAGACCUAAUGACUUAGUUAUGACAACAGAUAUUGAUUUAAUUCCAAUAAAAAAGAACAUUUUCGACGAAGUUGAGAAGUCAGAUAUAUCACUGCUAAAUACAAAUUGCUGUGGGUCGUUUAUAUGGAAUAAUACAGAAAUAAGUAUGCAGCCAAUGUCAUAUGUGGCUAUGAGUGCAAAAAACUGGUUAAAAGUAAUGGAUAUUCGACGGCCAUUUGAAAAAAAUGAAACGCAUGCUCAUUAUAUAAACUCUUGGUUAACUCAGAAUUAUGGAAAGGUUAUACCUUCUAAAGAUGUUGUUAAAGGUGGAAAUGCAGUAUGGUUUUUGGAUCAAAGGGUUGUUUCGAUCCAGCUCUACAAGACAAGUUUAAAAACAUACAAGCGACCUCAAAGAACUUCAUUAGAAAGAGCUGACCGGGCUAGAGACAAUUCUUGGACUAAUUUUAAACGCUUUAUGGACGCACAUAUGUAUUAUGAUUCAUUUAAAGGCGCUCAGUGGAACAGAACAUUUCGUCUCAUCACUUAUAUUUUUUCGGUUGAUGUCUCAGAAAAAUUAAAAUUCUACAGAGAACAAUUUGUAAAAUACACUAAGUACUCGACAUAACUGUGAUCAGCAUGUCAUGUUCAGCUUACAUUAUGUAAAUCAAUCAAAGAACAACAAAAAGACGCAUAAAGAAUAAAAAAAAUAUUUUCCUUAGAAUGCGACAGCAGUAUUUUGAUCAAAAACGUUUAACACUAAAUUGUUUCAGUGUGUUCCUUACAUACCAACAUACAACUUAAUCUAGCCUUUCCAUUUCAUCGUCUCCAUUUUCGAUUACAGAAGUUAAAUUAUAUAUACAUUUGUAAUGCUUAGAACUUAAUAAUGUACUGUUUUAUCUUAUAUGUUAUAAAAUCGGAAUUGAUACGUAAUUAAUUCUCAAAUCGACUGAGGUAGGAAAAAAUAAAACGCAUUUAGCUCAUAUACGUUUCCUUCAACUAACAAACGAUCAUAUUCACUAGUUUUGUAUACAUCAGCACAUAUAAACAUUUAUAUUAAGAGAAUGCAUCUAAAUUCGACCAGCCGUUUAACUAAGUUCAAGCAAAUCAAUAUCUAGUAGGUGCAAAAGUAAAGUGAUUUACAAUUAAUAUAAAAACAAAGGAUUAAUUAAAGGUAACUCCUUU
Molecule: messenger RNA, 1971 nt
Organism: Mercenaria mercenaria
Lineage: Eukaryota; Metazoa; Mollusca; Bivalvia; Venerida; Veneridae
Exons: 2
Coding region: 332-1414 (360 amino acids)
Source: RefSeq, a predicted model, not a curated record